AUGUACGAGAGUACCCUUGCGAAUAGUAGCACUUUGGCCACCAUUGACAAGAUCAAUCAGAGUGGGCAAGCGAAUGACGCAUAUCCGGAAGGCGGCUCGGGCGAGAAAUUCGACACGAGCCAGCCACAGGCCGUCGCAAUGCCGGCCCUCCAACCAGCAGUAGAUGGUAAUCUACCGCCCCAACAAGUCUUUGUGAAAUCCCAUAUUGACCCUAUGGGAAGCCCGGAAAUGCUUGGCUUGGAAGGUCAGUUCCAGUCUAUCGGAUUCGCGCAAGAAGGAUUCGAUCACAAUUCCAGCGCGCACUACAAUGGUGGCGAUAGUAGUGGCAAUGCCAGCGCCGACAACGAUGAUGGCGAAGACGAUCCCAUGAAGCUUUUUGUUGGACAGGUUCCGAAGGCAAUGAGCGAGGAGGAUGUGUUUCCAACGUUUGAUUCGUUCGGUCCGCUCAAAGAUGUCGCUAUCAUUCGCGACAAGCACACUGGUUUGCACCGUGGGUGCGCGUUCGUCACCUACUGGUCGGCUGCCGACGCAGAACGCGCGCAAGAAGCGCUCCACGACACCUUUACCUUCCCCGGAGCGCGGAGAGCAGCACAAGUUAAACCUGCCGAACCAUCCGUCCCCGAGAACAAACUCUUUGUGGGAAUGCUUUCACGCAAGGCAACCGAAGUGGAAAUUCGCGAGCUAUUUGAACCGUUCGGUGAAAUUCGAGAAGUAUACAUGAUCCGCAAUGCUGACGGAUCUAGCAAGUGCGCAGCAUUUUUGAGAUACAUGAAACGAGGCGCGGCUGUUCAAGCCAUUGAAACUCUUAACAAUAUUUACAUGAUGGAAGGUGCAGCCAGGCCCCUCAUCGUUCGAUUUGCGGACAAUAAACAUCAGCGCCAUCAGCGCCAGAUACGAAACAUCAGAAGACAUGAAAUGAUUGCAGCAAUGGGUGGCGGCUAUGCAACAUACCCCCCACAUGUGCAGGUUCAGAUGGGAAUGCCCGGGCAUCCCGGUGCUAGUCCACAGUACACUGUACCCGUACCUCCUCAUUACGUUGAAGCUGCAUACGGGCCACCGAACGGUGCCCCAAUGCCAGGGCAUCCGUACAUGUACCCCCCUCAGCAAUACGCUCCUACACCAGCAUAUAUUUACCCAGAACACACGUCUGAAGAAACUAAACCGACCAAUAACCGUCCGCGUGAAGGCCCCGCUGGAGCGAAUUUAUUUGUAUAUCAUCUCCCUCAUGAUUUAACCGACGCCGAUCUAGCAACAGCCUUCAAUCCUUUCGGGAACGUUAUUAGCGCCAAGGUGUAUGUCGACAAAUAUUCAGGCGAAAGCAAGGGUUUCGGCUUUGUGUCGUAUGACUCAGUUAUUGCGGCAGAAGCAGCAAUCGAGCAGAUGAACGGAUUUCAGAUCGGCAACAAACGACUGAAGGUACAACAUAAGCGUGUUCACGGAAACCAUCCGAAUGCUCCGUCCUUAAGCGAUUCCCAAGACCCUCCCGAAGAUUUGCUUUAAACGACGCUUUCAACUUUUUCCCCAUGUUGAUAUAUCCUUCCAGCCCUUACCACUGAAACGAUCCAAACGAAACAACAACCC
Molecule: messenger RNA, 1581 nt
Organism: Phaeodactylum tricornutum CCAP 1055/1
Lineage: Eukaryota; Bacillariophyta; Bacillariophyceae; Surirellales; Neidiaceae
Exons: 4
Coding region: 1-1500 (499 amino acids)
Cellular component (GO): ribonucleoprotein complex
Molecular function (GO): RNA binding
Source: RefSeq, a predicted model, not a curated record